This is a messenger RNA of Anopheles nili, 1707 nucleotides long. RefSeq names its product lamin Dm0-like. The transcript has a single exon. The record is from RefSeq and is a predicted model, not a curated record. NCBI's taxonomy places the organism in Eukaryota, Metazoa, Arthropoda, Insecta, Diptera, Culicidae. The coding region runs from base 1 to 1707 and encodes 568 amino acids.
AUGUCACAGAAAAUGAAGAAAUCGUCAGCAAAGCCGUCUUCAACGACGGCCCAGCAACAGCCCAGCGGAGCCCAGUCGGUGUCCUCAUCCGCUUCGACCGUAUCGAGCGCCUCGGAAUCCACCGAAACGGCCCUCAGCCCAUCCCGACGUAGCCGAUUGCACGAGAAAAACAGCCUAAUGAACCUGAACGAUCGGCUGGCGUGUUACAUCGAAAGAGUGCGCUACCUGGAGCAGGAAAAUUCGCGCCUUUCGCUUGAACUGACCACCUUCCAGGAAACGGCCGCCCGGGAAGUGUCGGGUCUAAAGUCCAUCUACGAGCACGAGCUGACGGACGCACGCAAACUGCUCGACGAGACGGCCCGUGAAAAGGCGAAAGUCGAGAUCGACGCCAAGCGCUACCUGGAGGAGAACGAACAGCUGCGAACGAAGCUGAACCGUCGCACCAAGGAGCUGAGCGAACUGGAGAAGGAAUCCCGGACGAACGAGUCCCGCUGUAUCGAGCUGACGGCGAGCUACAACACGAUCUGUUCCGAGCGGAAGAAGCUGCAGGACGAGCUGCACGAGGCUGAUAAGGAGACGGAUAAGCUGCGCCGUACGUUCGAGACGAUGCGCAAGGACUACGAGCACGAGACGCUGGUACGCGUGGACCUCGAGAACAACAUCCAGAGCUUGCGCGAGGAGCUCACGUUCAAGGAGCAAGUGCACAGCCAGGAGCUGAGCGAAAGCAAACUGCGCCGGCAGAGCGAGAUCAGCGAGAUCGAUGGUUUUCUGAUGGAGCAAUACGAAACCAAGCUGCAACAAACGCUGCAGGAGCUUCGCGAUCAAUACGAGCACCAACUGCGGCUGAAUCGUGAGGAGAUGGGUGAACUGUUUGAGGGACGCAUUCGAUCGCUCGAGGAUCGGCUGGUACAGGAUCGCACCCGGUACGACGAGGAGAAAGCGAAACUCGAACAAGAACUGGACCGGAUGCGCAACGAGAUGGCCGUACAGCUGAAGGACUACCAGGACCUGAUGGACAUCAAGAUCUCGCUCGACAUGGAGAUCGCGGCGUACGAUAAGUUGCUCUCGUCGGAGGAAACACGCCUCAACAUCACCCCCAACGUGACAAGCACCAGUUCCGGAGCCGGAAUGGCCGCGUUCACCUCCAGUUCACGGCUUUUCCGGACGCCUUCGCUCAAGCGCAAACGCAACAAUCUCGACGAAUCGCUCGACUACUCGGUGCUAACGUCGGCUAAGGGUGACAUCGAGGUGACGGAGUGUGAUCCCGAGGGUCGAUUCGUGCGCAUCACCAACAACUCGAAGCAGGAGUACAAACUGGAUGGCUGGCAGCUGAUCCGACGUCCCACAGAUGCACCAGAGGUGUGCUACCGGUUCUCAAAGUCCGCCAAAAUCGAAGGUAACGGCAUGGUGACCGUGUGGGCAACCGUUGCAAACCGAAAACCGGACCCACCGAUCGAUCUCGUGAUGAAGAGUGCCCUCUGGACGGUCACCGACACGAUGGCAACGGCACUGGUGAACGCGGACGGUGAAGAGGUGGCCCUUGUCGAGCGGCAUCGUACGAUCAAGGCACCGAAGGACAAGUACUUCCACAACGAGAGCGGCAAUCGGCUGGGUGUGUCGUAUUCCGCAUCCGGUGGUCCCAGGCUGUCUCCCUCAACGGCAGGACGAGUGCCGAACAAAAACGAUGAACAAUGUAGGCUCAUGUAG